Daphnia magna is the source of this 1016-nucleotide messenger RNA. RefSeq names its product trypsin-1-like. Bases 98 to 943 code for a protein of 281 amino acids. Lineage: Eukaryota; Metazoa; Arthropoda; Branchiopoda; Diplostraca; Daphniidae. The transcript is spliced from 6 exons. Gene Ontology annotation, biological process: proteolysis. The record is from RefSeq and is a predicted model, not a curated record. Gene Ontology annotation, molecular function: serine-type endopeptidase activity.
GUAUAAAAACACCGGUCGGGUCGGUUAAGAAGUUCACUUGCUCAGCCAGCAGCGAAUAUCACAUCAUUUACAUCGCGAACACAAGUUGCCAGCUAUCAUGAAAACUAUUCUAGCUAUAACCGGACUUAUUUUCUUUCAGCCGCUGGAUGCCUUCAUUAACAUGGCAGAUGUGGAUUGCGGAAUGUCAGUGGUUCGUAACGGCAAAAUAGUCAACGGAAUCGACGCCGAAGCAGCGGAAUUCCCUUGGAUUGUUUCGCUUAAGCAGAGAGGCGAACAUUUUUGCGGAGGUGCACUCAUCAACAGUCGAUGGGCCUUAACGGCCGCCCACUGCCUGCUCAGUCGAAGGGCUUCGCAGAUUCAGGUGAGCGUGGCCGAGCACAACCUCCUCGACGCCAAUAGCCAACACACUAAACUGUUCCAGGUGACCGACAUAGUCUUGCAUCCAUCGUACGUGACUCGCCAAUUGGCUGGUGAUAUCGCCCUCAUCAGCUUCGACCAAGAGGUACAAUGGGGCGAUCGUGUUCAACCCGUCUGUCUUCCCAAUCCGGACAAAGAUCCGUUUGCUGGCUUCCUGGCAACUGUGGCCGGAUGGGGCUGGACUGACGAGGUUAAAAACGGUGGGAAAAGAGCCAAUAUUCUGCAAAAGGUCGAUGUGCCCAUCUUGGCUAAUGCCGACUGUCAGCAGUGGUAUAAAGACGAGAAAAAGUCGCUGAUUAUUGUUGACACGGCCUUGUGUGCCGGACUGGAAGUCGGUGGCAAAGACGCUUGCCAAGGUGACAGCGGUGGCCCCUUAGUGGUGAAAAAAGAUGGCCGUCACUUGCUGGUUGGCGUUGUGAGCGCCGGAAUCGGUUGCGCCAGACCUCGGUUGCCCGGCCUUUACACUCGAGUUAACCAUUAUCUCGACUGGAUUUCCCGCACUGUCCGCCAAGAACAAGAACUAUAACAGACUUAAUAUAUUUAGCUGUAAAUAAAUGAAUGUAAACACAUAGAAAUGUAAAAUAAACGCAUAAGAGCAA